Rotaria sordida is the source of this 1041-nucleotide messenger RNA. Lineage: Eukaryota; Metazoa; Rotifera; Eurotatoria; Philodinida; Philodinidae. The record is from the annotation of a GenBank genome assembly.
AUGACUGCUGAUCUUCCUCGUGUGAGUGUUCAAGAUGUUUUAAAUUGUUCUUUUCCAGUUUGGUAUCCGAUAUUUGAAAAACAUUCUUUUAAAAGUGUUAUUCUUAAAUUGACUGAUGAUGUCGUGCAAUAUCUUCGAUCCGAUAAAUUUUAUCUACCAACUGGUGCAAAUGAAGCAAUGGAUGAAAUGCGUCGACUUAAUACUGAAUCAUCGGAUGAUGAAGAUCAUUGGUCCGAUGAAGAUGCUGAUAAUGAUACAACAAAUAAAAUUUCAUUUCCAGAAUUUGAACAACAAAUAAAAAAUGUACUAGAACAAUAUAAUGCUGUAUUUCCAAAAUUAAAUUGGAGUAGUCCAAAAGAUGCUCGAUGGAUGAUUAGUGAUAGUCGAUUAAAAUGUAUGAAUUUAGCUGAUAUAUUUCUACUUUUAAAAAGUUCUGAUUUUAUUACACAUGAUAUUUGUGAACCAUUUAAAUUUUGUUAUGAUGAUACUGAUAAUUUAUUAUCAACAAUUCAAUAUGUACUUGUACUGAGAAAAUGGUCAGCGUUACAACCAUCAAAAGAAUUUCGAUGUUUUGUAAAAAAUCAUCGAAUUAUUGCUAUUAGUCAACGUGAUAGUGAAAAUUAUUAUGAAUUUAUUGAACCAGUAGCUGAUCAAAUCAUUACUAAUAUAGUUGAAUUUUUUAACACUCAUAUUCAAAAUAAAUUUCCAUCUAGUGAUUAUGUUGUUGAUAUUUAUCGUAAAGAUUCUAAUAAAUUAUAUAUCAUUGAUUUUAAUCCAUGGGGUCCAAUGACCGAUAGUUUAUUGUUUGAUUGGCCUGAUAUAUUGACUUUAUCAUUACAAAAUAACAAUGAAAAGCCUGAAUUUCGUUAUGUUAGUUCACAAAAUGGUAUUAAACCAAAUAGUUAUACACAAUAUGCAGUACCAAAAGAUAUUGCUGAUAUAUCUCGAGAACGCGAUUUUAAUAAAUUAGCUGAUGUUCUAUCUAGUCGAGUACAAGUGCAAAAUCAUGAUACGGAUAGUGACAAUGAAACGAACACUUAA